Messenger RNA from Oryzias latipes (Japanese medaka), 1750 nucleotides. RefSeq names its product transcobalamin II (gene tcn2). Gene Ontology annotation, biological process: cobalamin transport. Gene Ontology annotation, molecular function: cobalamin binding. Lineage: Eukaryota; Metazoa; Chordata; Actinopteri; Beloniformes; Adrianichthyidae. The record is from RefSeq and is a predicted model, not a curated record.
UUUCCUGUUUAUGUUCUCAAAUGUUUUUAUAGGGAUUUUUUUUUCAAUUCAGCUGACCAGUCAUGUGACUCCGAAGAAUGUAAACCGAAUCACUUUCCGCUUCAACUUGUUUUCUCACUCCAGUCUGAGUCUUCUCAGUGGACACUGACAAAGUCAAGAAGAGCGUCUGUUGUGUUCAGCGUUCUGGACAAGCGGCGAAUGAUCCAUCGUUGAUUCAGAAUGCUCCGCCUGGUCAUAGUUUUGGGCCUAUUUGCCUGUGCGUUUGGGAAGGCAUUAAACUUACACGAUACUGAUGGAAACUACCGGGAACUGCUGCUGUCCCUCAACAAGCAGCUCCUUCACUCUCUGGAGACACAGGAAGGACUUCCCAACCCCAGCGUUCACUUAGCCCUGCGCCUCUCUAAUUAUCACAAUCAUGUAAAGGAAGACGAACACCUGAACAAACUGAAAAAUGAUUUGCACAAUGAAAUCCAAAGUUCUCUCAGGAACAACCAACCUGUAACUGGCCUCUUAGCUCUCUACAGUCUUGCCUUGAAGUCAUCCUGCUAUGAUCUCAACACAGUCGUGUUCAUGGUCACAGAGAAGUCGGAGACGCUGCUGGCUCAGCUGAAAAAGGUGAUGGAACAAGAGAAAGAACAUGUUGCGUUCAGCCAUCGCCCUUUGACCAAUUAUUACCAGUACAGUCUGGGUGUGCUCGCCCUUUGUGUGAACGGCAUCAGGGUCAACAACCAUGUCACCCACAAGCUCAUUAAAGCAGUGGAACAUGAGAACUUCAAACAUGGAGAUGUUGAGAGUAUUGAUACCUAUGCUGUGGCUGGAAUGGCCCUCCAGUGUGUGAAGGACUCUGGUUCCUACACUCAUAAUGCAGCUGAGAUCGACUUGGCUCUGAGCAAGAUAAAGCAUAAGCUUCUGGCUUCUCGCAGAACUGACGGGCACAUGGGCAAUGAGUUCAGUACUGGUCUUGCGGUUCAAGCACUGAUAGCGAUGGGAAGUGAGGAAUCCGAGUAUUCUAUUUCAAUGGCAGCCAUGAGGACAGCAGCCAGGAAUAAUAUUUACCAUAAUCCCAUGGCCAUAUCACAGACUCUACCUGCUCUCCAGAAGCAAUCCUACCUGAAGGUUAAAGGCAAAGAGUGCCUCAAUGAAGACAACACUUUAGUGCUGGACAUGACAGAUCCUGUUGUGCCUUUACCAAGUGACACCAAAGUGGCAGUGAUAGUGGAGGUGGUGAUGUCCAGUGGAGCAGCAGCUGCUUAUCAGGUGGACGUGCCAAAGGGCAGCUCCCUGCUAGAGGCUCUCGACCUGCUUCAGAUGAGAAAUGUUGGCUUCACGUUUGAGAAAGAGUCCAGCCUGUGGGGUCCUUACCUAAGCAUGGUGAAUGGGGAGCAGGCGCGACAGAGUGACCGCAGAUACUGGCAUCUUUCCUCUGAUGGCACCUCACUCACAGAAGGUGUAAGUGACUUCAAGAUUCAAGCGACCCAAACAAUCACCAUCAAGAAUACAACUUACUGACAUUGCAAAGUGACUAUAACGUAUUACAGGCAAUUCAGUUUAGAAUUUUUCAAUCGAUUACAAAAAGAUGUCCAUUGUCAUUUCUAAUCAGUCUUCAAAAAAUGUUUUUAUGCAAAGUAGGCAUGUACAAAGGCAUUUGAAUUGUAUUUCCAUAAAUACUGUCGUGCACAUAUUCCAUAUCUAAAUUGUUUUCUAAUCAGUGCAAGGUUUUGAUUAAAAUGUGGUUGAAAAUUGUAGCAAU